AAUGAUUGAUCCAUUUUAUAGAUAGUAUUUCAGAAAUGAAAGCUUUAUUCAAUCUCAAUAAUGAUUCAUGAACACUUUCAUCUUCUUCUUCUGGUCAUUUGCUCAUGCUCAUGGGCAGCUUCUGCUUAUGGCGCCGACAAUGAUUUUCUUCACUGUCUCUCUCAACAAUCCCAUAACUAUUCCUCUUUCUCCACAGUUGUUUACACCCAUGUAAACUCUUCCUACACUUCCGUCCUUCAAUUCUCCAUCCGAAACCUCAGAUUCGAGUCCGAAUCAACUCCUAAACCGCAGGUGAUCAUAACCCCGCGACACGAAUCCCAGAUCCCGCCUGUCAUAUACUGUGCUAGACAAAGUAGUUGGGAAAUCAGAACUCGAAGCGGCGGCCAUGACUUCGAGGGUUUGUCUUACGUAUCCCAACUCCCGUUCGUGAUCGUUGAUUUGAUCGGUCUCAGUGACAUCAAAGUCGAUGUUGAGGAGAAAACCGCAUGGGUCGAAGCGGGUGCAACCAUCGGAUCUUUAUACUACAGGAUCGCAGAAAAAAGUCCGGUUCUCGGAUUCCCUGCCGGCUUUUGCCCGACGGUUGGCGUUGGUGGCCACUUUAGCGGCGGGGGUUAUGGUACAAUGCUGAGAAAAUACGGAUUGGCAGCUGACAACGUCGUUGAUGCAAGAAUAGUCGAUGUGGAAGGCAGAAUUCUGGAUAGAAAAUCAAUGGGUGAAGAUUUGUUCUGGGCCAUCAGGGGCGGUGGAGGUGCCAGUUUUGGCGUGAUCACUGCCUGGAAGGUACAACUGGUGGACGUGCCAGAAAUAGUCACUGCUUUCACAGUGGUAAAGACACUGGAACAGAAUGCGACUCAACUAGUUCACCGCUGGCAAUAUGUGGCUUCAAAACUCGACCAAAAGUUGUAUAUCGGCGUCACCAUGAUUAUGGUUGACGCGACGUUCCAAGCGAUUUUUUGGUUGCAUUUCCUCGGCUCUGUCGAGGAAAUGCUUCCGAUGUUGCAAGAGAGUUUCCCUGAGCUGGGUGUGGUAAGAGAAGACUGCUCCGAGAUGAGCUGGAUCCAAUCUGUCGUGUAUUUCUCCUCGGCCCCGUUCAGGCCGUCUUCCCCGGAGCAGCCACCAGAAUUUUUACUCGACCGGACUUUGUUUGUUGCACCGAACGCGAAAGUGAAAUCCGACUAUGUGCAGAAACCCAUUCCUGAAAGCGGGCUCGAAGGCAUCGUGAGACUGCUCAACGAAGCGGGAGGAGAGGGAGCGAUGGUGUACACAAUUCCAUAUGGUGGAAGAAUGGCCGAAAUUUCUGGAUCCACCACUCCAUUCCCGCACAGGGCGGGAAUCUUGUACAAACUUGCUUGUAUAGUGAGCUGGCUGGGAGACGAGGCUCGGGAUUCGGACAUGUACAUGAGUUGGAGCAGGAGGUACUACAGGUACAUGGCUCCUUAUGUUUCGAGGAAUCCGAGGGAAGCGUACCUCAACUACAGAGAUCUCGACAUUGGAGUCAAUAACGUUGGAGGUAAGACAAGUUAUGCGGAGGCGAGCGUUUGGGGGAAGAAAUAUUUCAAGAGUAAUUUUGAUCGGCUUGUUCGGGUGAAGACGGUGGUUGAUCCACACGAUUUCUUUAGGAAUGAACAGAGCAUCCCGCCGUUACUUUCUAGAUACAAUAUUAAGAAAGGGACUAAGAUGCAUGCUUCAGAAACUGUAGAUGGUGAUGUUCUGAGCUUAAUAAUGUGAUGUUAUUUGUCAUUGGGGCAAUAAAUGGUUGUAUGUUUAUGUGUUA
Messenger RNA from Salvia hispanica, 1774 nucleotides. Lineage: Eukaryota; Viridiplantae; Streptophyta; Magnoliopsida; Lamiales; Lamiaceae. The record is from RefSeq and is a predicted model, not a curated record.